CUGUCAGAGGCGUUUGAACCACCUGACUCGGCCUUGGGGGCGGGCUUGGGGCUUGUGCGUGACGCCGAGCGGCUCAGCGCUGUUCAUUCGCGCGCGUUUGUCCACCGCGUCCCCGAGCGUCUCCGGAGCCGGCUCUGCUCAGGCGCCAAGGACGCGCGCGGAGCCAGCCCGCCUGCCCUGCCCAGCAGCCCAGACCGAAGCGGGUCCCGAGGGAGCACCUGUGGUGCCAUGAUGCUGCCUCUGAGCACCAUCGAGGGCCAGGAGACCGAGGAGGUGCAGACCAGGCCUCCAGAGAAAGGAGUCUUGCUUUCUGUGAAGGCUGAUGUUCCGCGAAAGAAGUCCAAGAGAAUGAAGGGAACGGUGUCCUUCAGAGUCCUGCCGUUCUGCCCCGUGGUCCCCUGGACUUCUUCGGAGCCAGCCCUGCCCGGGCCCCCAGGACAAGCGGUGAGCAAGACCGCGCGCUCCAGCCCAGACGCCCAGACCGAGCCGGGGUCCGGAGGGAGCACCUGUGGUGCCAUGAUGCUGCCUCUGAGCACCAUCGAGGGCCAGGAGACCGAGGAGGUGCAGACCAGGCCUCCGGAGAAAGGAGCCCUGCUUUCUGAGAACCCUGAUGAGCCUCGAAAGAAGCCCAGAGGAAUGAAGGGAAGACUGUCUUUCAAUGUCCUGCCGUUCUGUCCCAUGCCGAGUGUCUGCUUCACCUAUUACGUGGAACCCGAUGACCCCGAGCCCGAGCCCCAGGUGGCUCCUGACGCUUCGAAAUCGGACCCGAAUUGCAGCUUCGUCCCUCUGCCUGUGCUGGAGUUCCGCGAGGUCAAGGUGUGCGAGUGCCCCCUGUGCUGCCUCAGCUUCGUCACUGCUUCCUAAACCCGAGGGCCCUCCGCUUCCCGCUCCUGACCGCGCGCGCCCGAAUCAUGCAUGCUGGGCUACCGUGAUGUAGAAUCCCCCAAUAUAGCGGCUUCAAUAAACCCAACUUGCAGUCGCUCUCAA
Molecule: messenger RNA, 987 nt
Organism: Capra hircus (goat)
Lineage: Eukaryota; Metazoa; Chordata; Mammalia; Artiodactyla; Bovidae
Exons: 7
Coding region: 229-864 (211 amino acids)
Source: RefSeq, a predicted model, not a curated record